This is a messenger RNA of Encephalitozoon hellem ATCC 50504, 939 nucleotides long. Its product is annotated as cleavage and polyadenylation specificity factor subunit Clipper-like protein. The record is from RefSeq and is a predicted model, not a curated record. Lineage: Eukaryota; Fungi; Microsporidia; Unikaryonidae. The transcript has a single exon. Gene Ontology annotation, molecular function: metal ion binding. The coding region runs from base 1 to 939 and encodes 312 amino acids.
AUGAAGAAUGUGUGCCGCUUCUUCCUUGAGGGGAAGUGUAAGUUUGGCUCGAAGUGUAAGUAUGAUCACGUCCGGUACACCUCUCUGGUGGAUCCUCCCCAAUGGAUUUACUCUUCAUACAGAGGGCUUGAUGUGAUGGAAAUUUCGCCGGAGGAAGUGCGAUUUGCAUUGAUGUGUGGGGAUAUGAAGGAGGUUCUUGAUAACUUCUGGAUAGGGAACUAUAUAGCCCUAUGUGGAGAGAUGGAUCUUCUUGAAAGCGAUGCUAGGAUUGAGUCGGUGUCAAAUAGAUAUGUGGACCUUAGAGAGAGUCCUGAUGUGUUUAUGGCGCCGUUUGAUGUAGAUAGGGUAUUGAGUACUAUAAGGCAAAUGAGAGAGCAAGGCGCACGAUCUUUGCAGAAGGGACAGGGAGAUGGAUCCAAAGGGGAUGGAAGCUGGGCUGGGGGAUUUUCCGGGCCUCCGCACCAAUAUCCUAUGAGCGCUAGGGGCGGCUACAAAGACAAAGGGAGUAAUUGGAAUCGGCAAGAGACUGGGCCUGGAAAUUCCUGGGGCCAGGGAAAUAAUAAGGCCCCAGGAGCUGGGUAUGGAAGUCAUAGAGGAGGGUACAAUGAAAGAGAGCCUCGAGGAUUUGCAAGGGAAUCACCCUAUUCAAAAGGAAAGGACAAUGAGUAUAGACAGAAAAACACGUGGGGAUAUGGGAGAAAUACAAACAGGAAGAAUUCAAAGCCCGAUGGAGAAUUUGAUAUACAAGAUGUUCCCUCCCCGUUCUCAGGGGCUUAUGGCAACGUAGCACCAAAAGGUGCAAGCGGGACGUGGAUGCACAAUGCUGAAACGCUGGGUGAUAGACAGAGCGUGGGUAGAGGCACGGGAGAUGAGGAGUUUAUUGAGGAGGACUUUGAAUAUGGGAAGGUUCCUUACAGUUAUAGAAAGCCUAACAAGUGA